Messenger RNA from Tauraco erythrolophus (red-crested turaco), 1448 nucleotides. The record is from RefSeq and is a predicted model, not a curated record. Lineage: Eukaryota; Metazoa; Chordata; Aves; Musophagiformes; Musophagidae.
AUUGCACCUUUGAUAAAGAGGCAGAGCUCACCCCGCUGGAGUCGGCCAUCGGUAUCCUGGAGCUCAUUGAGAAGGAAUUCUCUGUGGCUGAGAAGACAAUGGAAACUGUUCAGAAGAUGGUGAAGGAAGCUGCCGUUAUUGUCUGCAUCAAAAACAGAGAGUUCGAAAAAGCUUCCAGAAUUGUCAAGAGGCACAUGGGGAAGGAGCCCAGAAGCCAGAAAAAGAAGAAUGAGUUGCUGGCUGUCAUCCGGGAGAAGAACUCCACUCAUCCAGUGGUCAAAAACUUCUCUUACAAGAACUUCCAGCAGAGCGUGUUUCAGUUCCUGAAGACCUACGUGGACAACUCGGAGCCGCUGCUGGUCACGGUACGUGUCCGCCCUGCUUGCCCGAUAAUGAAAAAGACUUUGAAUUCAGAAUGUGCCGAAGAACCGAGGUGCUCGUCGGUGACUCCCGAGUCUGCAGAUGUGCCCAAGGAGCAGGCAGCGGCUCUGGAGCCCUCGGGCAGGGCAGAGGAGCCAGCAGCAGCUCCAGGGCCUGCAGAGACAGCAGAAGGCCUGGAGGGAGCUCCUGACCCUGCAGGGAAGGCAGGUGCCGCUGCAGCAGCUCCUGAGCCUGUGGAAGGAGCUCCUGACCCAGCAGCAACUCCUGAGCAUCUCACAGCAGCAAUUAAUGACGUGGAAGAUGUUUUGGAGCCCAUGGAAAUAUCUAAAGAACCAGCAGCAGCUCCAGAACUUCCAGGAGUGUCCUUCAGGGAGUCAGAAAGGCAGCCCCCUGGAACGGUAACUGCGUGUGGGAUUUCUGUUCUGAGAGAAGCCUUCAAGAUCCUGUCGGACUCCCAGGAUUCCGAUGCACUCUUCACCAAACUGGACGAAACAGACUUUUCUUUCCCCAAGCAACUGUCUCCUUCUGUAUCCCACAGAACCAAGAGACGGAAGGACGCGGAGAACCAAGACUCUGAGAUCUCAGACCCUCCUGAAAUACCCCAUAAGGGCAAACGCUUGCUGACCAUAAGCAAACUGGUCAUGGAGCAAGACAGCCAGUACAGCGAGGCGAGCGAGAGCCCAGACUCUUCCCAGGAGCCAGUUGUAUCUUCUGCUUCCAGACCUGUUCAGAAAUUGCAUGACCAGCCUGUGUCUACCAAGAGUGCCAAGUCCUUCCAGAGAAGGUGGAACAGUUCGUACGGGAAAGAAGAAAAAGACAGCUGGAGUGAGGAGGAUGAACUCUUCUCGGAUGCGGCAUCGUUGGAGACAAACAGCCACAAUUCCACCGUCUUCGGUUCCAAGAAACAGAAAUGGACAAUACAGGAGAGCGAGUGGAUCAAAGAGGGCGUGAAGAAGUUUGGAGAAGGAAGAUGGAAGGCCAUUUGCCAGAAAUACCCCUUCCAGAACCGCACGGCAGUGAUGAUCAAGGAUCGCUGGCGGACCAUGAAGAAGCUGGGAAUCCUCUGA